This is a messenger RNA of Kwoniella botswanensis, 333 nucleotides long. Its product is annotated as cytochrome c. The transcript has 6 exons. The record is from RefSeq and is a predicted model, not a curated record. Gene Ontology annotation, molecular function: heme binding; electron transfer activity. Gene Ontology annotation, cellular component: mitochondrial intermembrane space. Lineage: Eukaryota; Fungi; Basidiomycota; Tremellomycetes; Tremellales; Cryptococcaceae. The coding region runs from base 1 to 333 and encodes 110 amino acids. Gene Ontology annotation, biological process: mitochondrial electron transport, cytochrome c to oxygen; mitochondrial electron transport, ubiquinol to cytochrome c.
AUGUCUGACAAAUACACUCCUGGUGAUGCCUCCAAAGGUGCUGGUAUCUUCAAGACAAGAUGCGCUCAAUGUCACACCUUAGAGGCCGGAGGUCCACACAAGGUGGGACCAAAUUUGCAUGGCAUUUUCGGAAGGAAGUCCGGCCAAGCAGAAGGUUUCUCAUACACCGCUGCCAACGUCAACAAGGGGGUCACUUGGGAAGGACAAACUCUUUUCGAAUACCUCGAAAACCCCAAGAAGUACAUCCCCGGUACCAAGAUGGCUUUCGCUGGUUUGAAGAAGGCGAAAGAUAGGAAUGAUUUGGUCGCUUACUUGGAUAAAGAGACCAAAUAA